Molecule: messenger RNA, 2604 nt
Organism: Drosophila nasuta
Lineage: Eukaryota; Metazoa; Arthropoda; Insecta; Diptera; Drosophilidae
Product: endoplasmic reticulum metallopeptidase 1-like
Exons: 10
Coding region: 1-2604 (867 amino acids)
Biological process (GO): proteolysis
Molecular function (GO): metalloexopeptidase activity
Source: RefSeq, a predicted model, not a curated record
AUGGAUGAUACAGAAAAUCUUAUCGAGGAAGAGUCAAAAAAUAGUACCGUCAAUAAUGGCAAUAAAAUAUUAUCUCGGCUCUUUGCAGCACUUUCUGUGCUUUUUUGGGUAAUUCUUUUCUUCGCCGUGGUAAUUCCUCUAUUCUAUAGAUUACCUAAAGCAAAAAUGAUGGAAGACUCUGACAAAAAUGUAUUUAUCGCCGAACGUGCAUACAAGGAUCUAUAUAGUCUAUCUAAUAUUGGCACCAAAUUAGUCGGAAGCAAAGAAAAUGAGAUUGACGCCGUAGAAUUUAUUUUAAAGCAGCUGAAUCAAAUUAAGGAAGACUCAUUGAAAGAAUAUUAUGAUAUUGAAAUUGACUCAUCGCAAGCCUCUGGACAGUACUUGCGUGGAAAUUUGAUUAUGCUAUAUAAAGGCGUUCAAAACAUUGUUGUAAAAAUAAGUCCCAAAAAUAGUACGAGUGAAACUUUCCUCCUGGUCAACAGUCAUUUCGAUUCAAAGCCGUUCACAUCGUCUGCCGGUGAUGCUGGAUUCAUGAUAGUCACUAUGUUGGAAGUCCUACGAGUGAUUGCUACAUCGAAGCAACCCAUUGUUCAUCCAGUCGUGUUCUUGUUUAAUGGAGCUGAAGAAAGUGGACUUCUAGCGUCCCAUGGCUUUAUUACAACACACAAAUGGGCUCCUUACUGCAAGGCUGUCAUCAAUCUUGAUGCCGCGGGCAGCGGAGGUCGGGAUAUUCUAUUUCAGAGUGGCCCCAAUCACACGUGGCUUGUAGAUUACUACAAAAAAUACAUCAAACAUCCUUUCGCAACAACUAUGGGUGAGGGAAUUUUCCAAUCGGGAAUCAUGCCAUCGGAUACCGAUUUUCGGCAGUUCAAAACAUAUGCCAACAUCCCAGGCUUGGAUAUGGCUCAGUGCUUUAAUGGAUACGUAUAUCACACCAAAUACGAUACUAUCGAUGUGAUUCCUAUUGAGUCUCUACAGAACACUGGUGAUAAUAUUCUCAGUCUGGUCCGAGGACUAGCUAAUGCCACGGAAUUAUAUGAUACUUCAGCUUACAAAACUGGAAAUGCUGUCUUCUUCGAUUUCCUGGGUCUCUACUUCUUCCACUAUUCUGAAGCUACGGGCGAAUACUUGAACUUUGGAAUUGCAGGAACUGCUCUCGUAUUAGUUUUACUCUCUAUAUGGAGAAUGUCAGAUGUUUCACAAGUCUCUAUUUGCCACGUGAUAUUGUGGUUUAUUCUUGUGAUUAUUAUUCAAGUUGUUGCCUUCGCACUCGGAUUAGCUCUUCCAAUCGUUGUUGCUUACCUGAUGGACUCCGUCGGGCUAUCACUGACUUACUACAGUACGCCUUUAUUGGUAGUCGGAUUAUAUGUGUGCCCCUCACUUAUCGGCCUCAGUUUACCCACAACUAUUUAUUAUACUCUUCAGCGUAACAAAAAACUAUCUACACCAUACCAUCUUCAAUUGACGUUGCAUGGUCAAGCAGUAAUCCUCGCUCUUCUAACCAUAUCUCUUACAGUUUUGGGAAUUCGCUCUUCAUAUAUCUUAAUGAUUCCAUUAAUUUUUUAUGUGGCAUCACUGACUCUUAAUCUGUUAACUCCAAUGCACGACAAGGGCUACUCUUGGGUAGCACUAUUGAAAAUUAGCCAAAUUAUUCCUGCGCUUUAUAGCAGCUAUAUAGCAUAUCUGUUCAUUGUCGUUUUGACUCCAAUGGGCGCAAGAGCUGGAAGCGACUCUAACAGAGAUUUAUACAUCGCAGCAAUGUCAGCUAUGGGAACAGUUCUCUCUUUUGGUUUCUUGGUCCCACUGAUCAACAUAUUCCGUAGACCAAGCCUUGUGGUUUACGCUCUAUUAGCAACUACAGUUCUUUCUGUAUUCCUUGCCAGUAGUACUCAAUUAGGAUUUCCAUAUCGUCCAAGGACAAGUGGCCAACGAGUUGCAUACUUGCACGUGCGCAAUAAGUUCUAUGAGUAUGAUGGAUCUCUUAGUAAGGAUGAGUCCGGAUACCUAUUUUUAUAUCAGGAUCGGCGUAAGGAAACAGUUCUUGAGGGUACAAAUGUAAACUUAACAGGCUUAGUCAGCAUAAAAUCAAAUUGCGAAAAGUACAUGAUGUGUGGAAUGCCAUUGUAUGAUUCCCGCUAUGUCCAGCAGAGAUUGGAUACCAAAUGGAUGCCUCGUUCAAUUCCAGUAACACCACCAGGAUCGACCAAACUGGAAUUGCUUAGUAAAACCAUUAUUAAUUCUACAACUUGUCGCUUUGAGUACAAUUUGACAGGCCCUUCUCAAAUGAGUCUAUUCUUUGAAGCUUAUGAAGAUGUCACAAUAACAAAUUGGUCAUUCCUAGAAAGUUAUUUGAAUAACCCUCCAGCACACCCAUUAGCAUAUCACAUACUUAUUAACCAAGGGAUUGACAGCUCGCCGAUGAACUUCUUCGUGGAAACUUCAAAACAUAAUGGAGACUUCGGCGUACCUCUAUUUCAACUUGGAGUGUCAGGACAUUUUAUUGGCGAUGACCUUGAUGAGGAAUCGACAGACAUGCGAACCAAGUUCCCCGCCUUUGCUAUUCAAGCUGACUGGCCAGCAUCAUAUGAAAGAUAUAAAUUUUAA